ACCGCCCCUGCCCGCCGAGCAGCGCCCCCCGGCCCCGCCGCGGCGCCGGCCCCCGCCCGAGUCCCGGCGGCAUCUGCGAGAAGGAGAGCGUCCGCUCGGCGGCUGAAAAGAAUCUACCACACCUCCAUAAAGAAGUUGACAUUUCUUUUGAUCCCUUGAUUACCUUCAAGGAAAGUGAAUACACUUGAGAAUGUCUGAAAACCGUGACAAGUCUAACACAAACGAAGCAGGAAAGUCCAAUGAUUCUGAGCAAGGCCUUGAAAACGCUGUGGAGGUUUCUGAGGAAGCGUUACAGAAAAGCGGACCGGCGGGCUCUCCGAGCCCCCGAAGACUCCAGAGACCUCACUCUAGUCCGCCUCGAUUUGUGACAGUCGAAGAGCUCUUGGAGACAGCCAAAGGAGUCACUAACAUGGCCCUCGCCCACGAGAUUGUAGUAAAUGGCGACUUUCGGAUUAAACCAGUUGAGUUACCAGAAGACAGCUUGGAGAAGAGAGUGAAAGAAAUUGUACACAAAGCCUUUUGGGAUUGUUUGAGUGCCCAGCUAAGUGAAGACCCUCCAGCAUAUGACCAUGCCAUCAGACUGGUCGGAGAGAUUAAAGAGACGCUCUUAUCUUUCUUGCUGCCUGGUCACACUAGACUGAGAAACCAGAUAACCGAAGUCUUGGAUCUGGACCUGAUCAAGCAGGAAGCAGAGAAUGGGGCCCUAGACAUUACAAAGCUGGCAGAAUUCAUCAUUGGUAUGAUGGGGACUCUGUGUGCACCUGCCAGAGAUGAGGAAGUUAAGAAACUAAAGGACAUUAAGGAAAUAGUGCCUCUUUUCAGGGCCAUCUUCUCUGCGUUAGACCUCAUGAAAGUGGACAUGGCCAACUUUGCUGUCAGCAGCAUUCGGCCGCACCUCAUGCAGCAGUCUGUCGAAUAUGAAAGGAAGAAGUUUCAAGAACUUUUAGAGAAACAACCAAAUUCCUUGGACUUUGUCACCCAGUGGCUGGAGGAAGCCGCAGAUGACCUUACGACUCAGAAGUGUGAACAUUCCCCACCUGCUGGGGAAGAGGCUGCUGGCUCAAGGGAGGCCCCUGGGCUGAGUCCUGUCGCCGUCCAGAAUUAUGCGUACCUGCAGCUUCUGAAGUGGGGCCACGGCCAAAGGCCGUUCCCUGAAACGGUGCUGAUGGACCAGCCGCGCUUCCAGGAGCUCCAGCGCCAGCUGGAGCAGCUCACCAUCCUGGGGGCGGUACUGCUGGUCACGUUCAGCAUGGCAGGCCCCGGGGUGUUCGGCCAGGCCGACUCUGCUGAGAAACUCAAGAUGGUCAUCAAGAUUCUGCUCAUCGACAUGCAUCUGCCCUCCUUCCACCUGGACGAUGCCCUAACUGCCAUCGGGGAGAAAGUCUGCGUGGAGGUGAGCAGCUGCCUCUCCCGGUGCGGGCUCGCUCCCUUCACCACAGACAAGGAGACCGUGCUCAGGGGCCAGAUCCAGGCUGUGUCCAGUCCCGACAACCCUGUUCGCAGGAUCAUGGAUUCCCGAAUCUUGACCUUCUUAGAAACCUACCUUGCCUCAGGCCUUCAGAAGCCGUUUCCCACAAUUCCUGGUGGACUGGGCCCAGUUCAGACAGAGCUGGAGGAAGUUGCUAUUAAAUUCGUGCGCCUGGUCAAUUACAACAAGAUGGUCUUCAGCCCCUACUAUGAUGCAAUCCUCACUAAGCGCCUGGGCCCAGCCUAACCUGUGUGCGCCUGACAGCAGGUUCAGUCGCUCGGCUCAGAGUACCCAGCCCCAGCCCUGCCCCCUCCGGACAUUUGUCUUGACAGCACUGUUUCCAGCCGAGGGGAGAGUGGUGUGUGCCGCUGUUGGAAAGAGGUUGAAAUAUGCACUGAAUGCUGUUUUGUGGGGUUGCGUUCAUGAGUGCAAGUGCACAAGUCAAAGCAGCUGUUUGUCAUCCAGGUAACACUCAGCGUUUCCCCCAUUGACCCUGUGUUAGGGUCUGCAGAGGCGGCCAGGCAGGGCACAUGUAGUUAAAAGGUUACAUGUUUCACUCCAAACUCCCCUGUCUCCCCAGGGGGUUGGGCACCUCUCUCCGAACAUGUUCUUUCUGAUAGCUUACCCUGGCAGCCUCGGCCAUCUGCCCCUCUCCAACACAGACUCCCCUCCAGUCUCGGGAUAUUUGGAGUGUGACGGGCUGGCCAGUCGUACUGCUUCUAGUUUUUAGGGCUUUCUCUCUGCCUGAUGAUGAAGCGUUCUCUCCUGCAUGCACGACGUUUGAACCCGGGGGUCAUCAUUAAGACUGACAGGGUCCAGAGAAGGGCACUUGGAGACGUAAAGAGGAAACUCAAGUGUCUGGGAUUCCUACUGAAACAGUACACACGUGUUGACUGGAUUAGUCUUCGGGAAAGGAGAUUCCAUUGUUUUCAGGUAAAAGAGCUGAGGUGAAUUAAUCUGUUGUAGGAGAAAGUCAAUUAAAAAAAAAUACUCCCCGCGCGCCCCCCCCCCCCUUCUUCUUCUUUUUUAGCAAUAUUUAUCUAAAGAGCUACAGGGACCAGAAUUCCAAAUUCCUGGCCCCUCCUGUGACUGUGAAAGAGGAAUUUGGGCCCAAGAGGUGAUCAGUUAAAACCGAAGUUUUAACGGCCUGUGUCUUUGGCAGGGGGUGGGGAACUAGACCAGGACAUUAUACUGGCAGCAGAGCCAUGGGGUGACUGGAGGGAGCUCCAACUGCAAGCACAGCCAGGAGGUAACGUAUUGCAAGAGACCCCUGUGUUAAAGGGGCGGGGCAGGGGCAUACACGCCAGCCCUGUGAGCGCUUGCAGGUGUGGGUGGUUAUGUCAGGGCGAAAUGCGGAGAGCCGUGCUGUGAUCCUGUGCACUUGUGAUCGGGAAUGCACGCUGCAUAACUUGGAAGCCAUGUCAGAAAGGUAAGGCCAACAGCGAUCCUGGGUCGGCCAGGGGAACAGGCCACCUUUCACUCACUGCCAGGAGGUGGGUUUCUGCCCCUUCGGUGUCGGGAAAUGAACCUAGCGAUAGACUGGCGUUUGAUAGAAGACUUAAAGAACCUCUUCCAGUGCCCUUGAGAAGGCAGGCUGCUACCAUAGGGCGGCUUGGGGUCUUUUUAAGGUUCUUGAUGUUCCCAGUGGUUAGACAGAGGACUUGGAUCUGACUAAAGGAGCUCCUGUUGAAUCAGAUGCAAACAGGUCAGCUAUUAAAAUGAAUUCUAAUUUUACUAUGGUACAGUGACUUUGAGGAAGGUUGGGGGAGGGAGGGGAGAACUGGUGUGUCGUCUGGUCGUGUGUUACUCUGGGGCAAGAAACCAAGAACAACAGCCGCACCGUGUGUUUCAUUAGGUGACUUGGGUCGGUCCUUGAGGUAGAGGUGACUGUGCAGGGCAGCAUGUGGCCCGAGAAGGUCCGAGCACUCGAGGGCAGUGCUCGCCUGCCUGCCUUGAACUUUUCCCUCCUCCUCCAAGAAUGAGUGAAGGAGUGUUACCCGCAAAUAUGCAAAAUCUCAGUAACUCCUGUGACUCAGAAUAUCACCUCCAUAAGUUCCAGAUUGACCCAGUGAAGUUCAGGUUUUUGAUGCCCAGGUUACAAGGAACUUCAAAACUGUCUUGGCUCCCCACUACCUUGCUGUCUGCUGGUGGAAUGCUAUACACAUGGCAGGAGCCAAGGAUGAUGGUGACAAAGUUCAGAACCACAGUAUUCAUAUUGAAUUGGCUUUGAACUCAUUUUCUUCCCGGAACCCCAUAGGAUCAUUACUAAGGGCCCAGAAAGUUCAUUUGGCCACUCAGGAAAUGUUUAUUAAGCAUCUAUUUAUGCCUUCUCCCUCUAACUCUUACUCCAAAAUGGAAUAAUGGCCUUUGAAGUAUGUUAUCGUUCAUCAGAAUGGAAUUGGUUUGAUAUAUUUAAUACUUGCCUGAUGUGACUCCACUCCCUGCCUGACAGGUGUGUAGAGAUAAAGUGUCUCUUCAUGAACUUGCUAAGGUGACUCUGGGGGGGUAAAACUGAGGGCCUCGGCGAGGUCGGCCAUACUACCAAGCCUCUCGAUGUAUUUCAGUCUUAGGAAUAACUGCCACUCAGUUGUUUUUUAGCAAAUGUUGCUAAAAAAUGUUGGGUUAAAUCUGUUUAUGAAACCAUAUAAGCAAUUAUAAACUUACUUCGGUAAGAACCACAUGCCUGUCAUGUCUGAUUAAAUAUAAUAGACAAGUGUUUUUUAUCCCUGGGAAAGAAGUUCCCAAAGAUUGGACAUAAUAGCGUAUAUGCGCAUAUAUCGGCCAACACUUCUGAAUGGAUUCUUCUAGCGGGCCUCUUUCUGGCGAGGGGCUUUUCUCAUUUCUCCAGAGCUGUAGGGUCCCUGGGAGUGGGGGAGAGGUGUUGCUCGGGAGAGGGCAGCUGCUGUGCUCGAUGGCUCCAGUCUGUGUAACACCGUGCGUGUUCUCUCUUGUCUGGAGGCGGUAGAAAAAUGAGCAGCUGUCAGUCAAGCAGGGCUGCAAUCGCACCUCUGUUGUGUAUUAGCUGGUUAAAUCGGAGCCCAACACCUACAAAUGAGAAGCCUCGAGUUCUCGGCUCUCUUCCACCUGGCGUACUGUGAUAUAGCUGACAACUAGACUGAUGGCAUUGUGCAAAAGGGCCUGCUGUAGAGAAAGAAGAUGAGGGCUGGAGUGCUGCCUGUAUAGGACAGACGGACGGACACUACACUCCCUCAGCCCUCAGUGUCUUCACCUGGUAAACGGGAUCAUUACUCACUCCCGCCAUUAUUCCUGUGAGGAUUAAAUGUGAUAAUGGAUAGUAAAUGCUGUGAGCAUGAACAGGGCUGUCCACUGCUGUAUCCGUAAUAAAGGACAGCACACAGCCCUCUGUCUGCCUGUGGGUGCACAUCUGUUGUAGCUUCCACCGUGGGCCACAGUGUACAAACGUGAAGAGGCCUUGUGCUGCCCCAGCUGCUUUUCCUUUCUUCAUCCAUCUGAACAGAAGCCGCGCUCGUGUCCCAGCUCCUGCCAUCCACCUCUCCCGUGUCCAACCCUACGUUACAGGAAUGUAUGUGGGUCAAAGUGAACGAAUGAGUGAGGGGUAGGUUAUGAAAGUGACAUUUAAAGUCUAGCUCUCAUCUAAAAGGACCCUGGGGGCCCUAGGAGGGAAGCCUGAACUGGCGAACUGCAAGAGGAAGACCCAUGAGGCUGUCUGCUCGAGCGACGACGUUCAGCCUCAGUAGCCCCUGCACAGAUGGGUCACUGUGGGUUAGAACCGACUCAAUGGCAGUGGUGAUCUCAUUUUAAGACAGGAUUGAAAUAAAUAACCACCAUGUUACUUGCAAGUGCAUUUGUUAGGUUUUGAAUUGUCUAAACAUUUUCAUGGAUAAUUUUAAAAAUGUAUAGUAUUCAACAUAGCUCCUGAUGAGAGGUGACCUUCUCACCCAAUAAACUCAGCCUGCAGUAUCUUCACCGACACUGUCAGAAAUGGCCAGCGUCCAAGAAGUCGGCAUCAGGAACCGAAACAGCCAGAAUUUUACACCUUCCUCUUUUACACCUAAGUGGGUUUCUGUCCUGCCUAUCUUAAAGCAAGCUUUCUGAACCUAAGAACCAGA
Messenger RNA from Echinops telfairi (small Madagascar hedgehog), 5559 nucleotides. RefSeq names its product t-complex 11 like 1 (gene TCP11L1). Gene Ontology annotation, biological process: signal transduction. The transcript has 11 exons. NCBI's taxonomy places the organism in Eukaryota, Metazoa, Chordata, Mammalia, Afrosoricida, Tenrecidae. Bases 191 to 1714 code for a protein of 507 amino acids. The record is from RefSeq and is a predicted model, not a curated record.